AUGGAUGCUCACUCGGUUACCUACAGAGGCGCUUCACCUUGUGCUGGCUUCUCUGGCCUCCGUUGUGCCGAUGUCCUCCUUGAACAUGGCUUCCAAGUCACAAUACUAGAAGGACGAAACCGAAUAGGUGGUCGAGUACACCAGGAAAAGCUACCUAAUGGCCAACUCGUCGAUAUGGGCCCCAACUGGAUCCACGGAACCGAUGAUAACCCUAUUCACGAUAUCGCAAAGGAGACGGGCACGGAAACGGGCAACGAGCGCUACUCAACUUUGAUGUGGGAUAUCAUUCAAGACGCCUUCCUACACUCGAAUACAAGUGGUGAUGAAACGGACCCUAGCAAAAGUUUGCUGGACUUCUUCAAGUCUGAAGUCAUCAAGCGGGUACCGGAAACGGAAGAAGGUUACGAGAGGUCCCGCGGCCUCAUUCUCCAAGUAGCUGAGAUGUGGGGCGCCUUUGUAGGGAAUGCUGUCGAAACGCAGAGGAACCUGUUCUGCGCCAGCACAUACCACAAGAUCUUGGAACAUGUUGCCAAGCCGGCUCUCGAUAAAGCCGACAUCCAAUUUGGUACGAUUGUGAGCCACAUACGAACUCGAGAUGGCCCUGGAGGCAAAGUUAUGGUAGGCACAAAGCAAGGGAGGGCCUUCGAAUUCGAUGAUGUUGUCGUGACGGCGCCCCUUGGCUGGCUAAAAAGAAACCUCGACGCAUUUGAACCAGCCUUGCCGCCUCGUAUGACCCAAGCCAUCAACUCUCUUGGUUUCGGUUGCUUAGAAAAGGUACGGUAA
Messenger RNA from Parascedosporium putredinis, 783 nucleotides. The record is from the annotation of a GenBank genome assembly. Lineage: Eukaryota; Fungi; Ascomycota; Sordariomycetes; Microascales; Microascaceae.